GCUACUGGGUCAUGUGGUGUGUGUGUGUGUGUGUGGGUCGAGUCCAGAUUGUGCAGCUCUGUGCUGCAAAGAUAAUACGAGAGUAGGAGCCCUCUACAACGAUCUUUGCUGUGUUGAGGGACAUUGGUACAAGCGGAAUAAUGGGACUCUCCUCCUCGCACCUCUCUAAGAUUGACAACCUCGCAGAAAUCAUGGAAGAGACAGGCUUUUCCAAGACCCACAUCAGUCGUCUGUACAAUCGGUUCCAGGGGCUGGACGAGAGCAACAGGGGGAGUCUGAGCCGGGCUGACUUCCAGCGCAUCGGAGGGCUGGCCGUGAAUCCCCUGGGAGAGCGGAUCAUCAACGCCUUCUUUUACGACGGAAGGGACACAGUGGAUUUCCGCACCUUUAUCCGCAUCCUGGCGUGCUUCCGACCCGUCAGAAAGAUCAAAUCACCGGAUCCUCUGUCUCCAGAACCAAUUAACAGCCGAGACAAUAAGCUGCGGUUUGCAUUCCAGCUGUACGAUCAGGACAGAGACGGAAAGAUCUCAAGGGACGAGCUGUACCAGGUUCUGUUCAUGAUGAUGGAAGCUGAGGUGACUGAAGACCAACUGGACAACAUCAUUGAUCGGACUAUUCAAGAGGCCGACCAGAAUGGUGAUGGUACCAUCUCUUUCGAAGACUUCAAAAAGAGUCUUGAGAAGGUCAACCUGGAACACAAGAUGAGCAUCCGCUUCCUCCAGUGAGAUGAGGGAAGGGAACAGCUCGCUGCAACUAUGGGCUUGCCAACGGAC
Molecule: messenger RNA, 773 nt
Organism: Leucoraja erinaceus (little skate)
Lineage: Eukaryota; Metazoa; Chordata; Chondrichthyes; Rajiformes; Rajidae
Gene: chp2
Product: calcineurin-like EF-hand protein 2
Exons: 7
Coding region: 141-725 (194 amino acids)
Molecular function (GO): calcium ion binding
Source: RefSeq, a predicted model, not a curated record